Messenger RNA from Drosophila busckii, 711 nucleotides. RefSeq lists its product as uncharacterized. The coding region runs from base 101 to 643 and encodes 180 amino acids. Lineage: Eukaryota; Metazoa; Arthropoda; Insecta; Diptera; Drosophilidae. The record is from RefSeq and is a predicted model, not a curated record. The transcript is spliced from 2 exons.
AACUGUCAGCAGCUUGCUUGGACUCGAUUUGGAAAUGUAAUAACAAUUUGUAAAAUGUAUUUCGACAAAUGGAAGGCGUUCAACCAACUUCCGCUGCAAUAUGAAGAAGGAUCAGGAAACACAGGACAAUCUACCGAAACCGAAACGCAGCAAGGUUAAGCCAAAAGAUGAAGAAGCAACACCAGCAGCACCAGCAGGUGCUGCAGCAGAUGAAGAAGAAGAAGACGAGCGGCCAAGUGUCAGCAGACCAGUUCACCUGACGCCAACAGUUAUAGUUGUAAACGAAACGCAGAGCGCAGAGACGAAGGAACGAAACUCACUUAAGAAAGCUUCGAGACAAUCAGUUCUACAAGAGAAUAGAGCAGAGAAGAGACCAAGUUCACUUAAGAAGGAAGCUUCAAGAUUUUCAAUUCUACAAGAGAAUAGGUCGACUGCUAGCAUCGAGAGCUCUGCAUCAAGGAAGAAAAAAAAGCUGGUCAUAGUGGAAGUAGAGAGUGACAGUGAUCAGGAAAGUAAUCCAUCCAAUACGAACAAUCGGAAUACCUUAUCUGAUCGGUUUUCGGCGUCACCAUUAAUGGUCCCAGAUGAGCGAUUCAGUGAUGGGGUCUGUACGCAUUCACCACUAAUGCUACCCUUCUGUUGAUUGUUAUCUCGUGGUUUAUUAUCUGGCAGCUGGAUUUCUUUAUAAACAGCAUGCGUGUGCUGGCCGAG